AUGGUGAAACUCCCCAGGGGUCAGUGUCCGCGGAAGUCUAGGAGAGGAGUGAAUGCAAGUCGUAAACCCUUAUCAUGCUAGGACUUGGAGACAGAGGACAGAAUUCAAAACAGGGAGGGAAUUCACGUAAACAGGGUGGACGGUUCAGAAAGUUAGUAGGAUCCUCGUUGACGCCUGUGGAGAUGGGGACGACCUUUCAUCAGGCUUCAUACUGAACUUAAAUUUCAUUCCAUUGACAGAAAACAUAGAGUUUGGUAUAAGAACUGACCGGUAUCCAAUAGAAUCAAGAGGGAAGCAAGAAACCUGCAUUCUAAAAGUCGCAUAGUUAAACAUAACACUUUGACUGGGCGAGGCGGCACAUGGUGCCGAGUGACACUUAACCUUCUUCUGUUAAUAUCAAAUAUGUCCGCGUUCAAGCACUAACGUCAUCGAUCAUGCCAAGACAAAGAAAUUGGUCGGCAAUCAGCCUGUUUCUCGCUCGGGCCUAAGAGGGGGAAUGUUACUGAAAAAACGUGGAGGGCUGGAACACCGGGAAAUGAUGGAGAAUAGUCAUAACAUCGCUGUGGACGGGAGGUCUGUGAGUUUUAACUAACAGCAUCCUCUACAUCGGCGGAUCUGACUAGGCGCUGCACUAGGACGAAGGCGGAGAAAUCACUUCGGGAAAUGAUAAAGCAAGACAGACAGGCGGUAAGACAUUGGGGGGAAGAAAAGACGAAGAAAAGAUUGGUUUUAUAUUAUGGGCAUUGUCAUAAGGAAAGGUAAAGUCAGGGAAGUAACCAGUUAUGAGGUCAAGAUACACAAUAAUACUUUUCCAAAAAUGACAGUCAAGGUACACGUUCCGAAUGGACAGUUGAUGGGAAGUUUGGGAUAGACAAAACUCUUGACAGGCUCUGUGAUGCUUAGCUACUGGAGUACGUCGUUAGAAACCAAUCAGACAAUCGAUUAGGGCGAAUAAAUCAGCACCAGGGGUUGUGGCCAUAACCUUCCUUACCACAAAUAUCUAGGAAAGGUAACGCUUAGUGCCAGGAUUGCGAAGGAGAAGCAGAAGCCAAGUAUAGUUAUGGGAGAGACGUCGACAACCUGCAGGAACGAGUUGGAGGUAGGGCGGCAACGGUCAGUAGUUGCCGAAGGCGUGACAAUGAUAAGAACAUCAUUGUCAAACAGGGAAGGCCUACGAGUUUUGGUGUCGCACACCAAAAAAUCAUUACCUGCUCAAUAGCUGCAAGGCAGGUCGGCCGAAUUGAGCUUUUGGCCGAUGGGCUUCCUGAUACCAGCCUGAAAGUAUGAAAUCAAACUCCACGACAGGUCUUAUAACUGAAAUUCAUAUACAGUAUAUGUGCUAACUCAUGAAAUGUCAACCAAAAUUUAGAAAUGCAUUCUCGUUUCGAAAAGAUAAAUUAAGCAGUGUUGUAAAACGUAUCAUGAUGCAGCAUAAAUCUAUAAUGAUUCAGUUACCUCAGGGUGUCGGCUUUCGAAAUAACUUAUUUUCGGCUGCAUGCAAGAUCUAUACUCUGCAAAAAAUGACUACUUAAGUAGCAUGCAAUUUUCUCAUUGACUUUCGAUGCCCUUGAAAAUUCAAUUAUAUUUCAUGGGAAACAUGCAUAUAAAUAUUCAUUCUUUUACUUUUUCCUUAGAAAAUCACGUCUUCUUCCAAUUGCACACUCAAAAGAAGAGUAUAAUUCGAUUUAAAAAAGUUUCUAAUUGUGAGAUUUUUUAAUACCGUUAAAUGGCCGUUCAGAAAACGUCCUGUAUUUGCAUGUACGAAUGUGGCUUGUAAAGUUAACAAUAUUGCAUGCAUUUCUCUACGUUGUUAAGAGGAGACCAUAUGACAUUCAUCAAAUUAAGCAGUGGAUUUGAGCAACAUUGUUAACUUUACAAGCCACAUUCGUAAAUGCAAAUACAUGACGUUUUAUAAACGGCCAUUUGACGGUAUUAAAAAAUCUCACAAUUAGAAACUUUUUUAAAACCGAAUAAUACUCUUCUUUUGAGUAUAAAAUUGGAAGAAGACGUGAUUUUCUACCGAAAAUUAAAAGAAUGAAUACUUAUAUGCAUGUUUUCCAUGAAAUAUAAUUGAAUUUUCAAGGGCAUCGGAAGUUAAUGAGAAAAUUGCAUGCUACUUAAGUAGUCAUUUUUUGCAGAGUAUAGAUCUUGCAUGCAGCCGAAAAUAAGUUCUUUCGAAAGCCGACACCCUUAGGUAACUGGAUAAUUAUAGAUUUAUGCUGCACGAUGAUUCGUUUUACAACACUACGUAAUUUAUCCUUUCGAAACGAGAACGCAUUUCGAAACUUUGGUUAACAUUUCAUGAGUUAGCACAUCUACUGUAUUAUUACGACAUGCCGGCAGUCCGCCGAUGGAAGCGUAUGUGAAAAAGGCUAGGUGUACGCAGGAAGUUCGCAAGCCACUGUUUUGACCGAAAAAACGAUCAGUUUUAAAGUGAUUCUGGCAACCUGCGCACUGAGCUUUGUAAACUCCCUGGAGGAUGGGGAAACUGACAUUGCUGAUUCAUAUGCGGACUAGGGGCGCAGUAGUGUUCAUCUGUGGGUCCACGUGAUGGUAUUAGUAGGUCACUUACUUACUACGCCUAACGUCCAUUAACUAGCACCCAACUCUCCCUUUCUUCCUUCUACUCCACUACUUUUCCCCACUGCCGGAAUGUCCUACGUCGAAGGCGACAUGCAAUCACAUAGGCGGCCCAAGCCAAAGGGUCGUUCUCUCACUUUAUCUAGUGACCAUAUGGACAGCGGCAGUCGUCUGUUGCGACCGAUCAGUCCGAUUUGGGGAGAGCAUUGCUUACCGUUGUAAGGGGGUUGGGCCGGAAAAGAUGCCCUUAGCAAUGCUGGGAUCCCGACAUCUGCGCGCAAACUGGAAUGCCUGCAGUCAAAACCUUUAAAACAGAAACAUACUCUCUCUUCCUCCUCCUCCUCCCCUCUGCGCCAACUCACAGUCCGUUAGGGUGAUAACAUUCACGCUGGCAUACUGGAAUGUUUGUUCCCCUUCAGCCAAUCCGAAGAGCAACCGACCGGAACGGAGAACGGCACAAGUCGCUCGGGAAUUGGCGCGCUGUAAGGUUGACACCGCUGCACUCAGCGAAGCCCGGUUCCCAGAACAAGGCCGACUGGAGGAUGUGAGUGUGGGAUACACUUUCCUCUGGAGCGAUCGCCCCAAGACAGAUCGACGGGAAGCGGGCUUCGCCUUCGCCUUCCGGAAUGACAUCGUGGUACGACUUCCCUGUCUGCCACAGGGCAACAGCCAUCGCUUGAUGAGCCCGCCUCUGCCCCUCCGGGGUCCCAAUUUCACUACUAUCAUCAGCAUCCACACCCAACCAGAGGCCAGUCCUGUCGAGGCGAUGGUCAAGUUCUACGAAGAUUCUGGUAACCUUAAUGUCCUCGUCAAGACAGACUUCGCUGGCUGGAGAGGAAUGUUAGCCAUCACGGAACCGUUGGCUGCGAAGACAAUAGCCGUCUACUCUUGCGAACUUGCACUGAACAACGCCUCCUGGUGACCAACACCCUCUUCAACCGGCUGAAACAGAAAAAGGCAUCCUGGGUGCAUUCCCGAUCGCGACGCUGGCAGUAGCUGGAUUUUGUCUGCGUUUGUUGUACAGAUGUACAGGACAAGCCUGUGACCAAGGCCAUCUGCAAUGCCGAUGGCUCGACGGGCAACCGCUUCGUCAUCUCCAAGGUGAAGUUGCAUCUGUAAGCCCGCAGGAGGCCUCAACGUAAGCGAAUCCACGCAAGUUGGAAACUACUAUUUGUUUCAGUCGGCUCACCGUUUGCAUUUUAGCGAUCAACUGACCCAGCGUCUGGAAGACAUGCCAGUAGCAGAUGAAAACGCCUCCAUGGAGACCCGAUGGCGCCGAUUACGGUGCGCCGUUCACUUAACCGCCCUGGCUAUCAUGGGUCGCACACGUGGCCAACACCAGGACUGGCUUAACGACGACGACAACAACAACGACUACGGCGGCGCAGCCACCAGCAGCCAGCUAGCCGAGAAGAACAGACUCCACGGAGUCUAUUUCGGCCGCCCAACCGAUGCAAACAAUGAAUCCGAGCACUUCAGAAACAUCCUUAACCGCACCUCCAUAAGUGCGAGGCCGCCAACGACUGGUACCCCUAAGUGGUACUCAACGUCGACCUGGAUCUACCACUUCCCUCCCGAGAAACCAUUCAAGCUGAGCAAAAACUCCCCAGCGGGAAAGUACCAGGCCCCGAUGCAAUUCUAUCUCCUCACACGCAAGAUAGCGUACCAGGAAUGGCAAUACAGACGCUCAAAAAGCCGAUGUGAGAAAAGACAUAAGUUGGAAACUGCAUCGCAUCGGGCGGGAAGACUUUGCAGAAAUAACGUCAGAAUGCAAAGGAUGGGCAACUUCAUCUAUAAUCCGACCAGCGAAUUGCUUGACCUUAUUGAAAUGUCGUUGUAG
Molecule: messenger RNA, 4420 nt
Organism: Spirometra erinaceieuropaei
Lineage: Eukaryota; Metazoa; Platyhelminthes; Cestoda; Diphyllobothriidea; Diphyllobothriidae
Source: the annotation of a GenBank genome assembly